UUAUUGGCCCAAAGUGUUUGAUCCGGUCCAUUUCAUCCGAUCUAUCUGCUCAUCUCUCUCCGCCAGACGGUCGUACGCUAUAUUUGCUCUCUCCGGUUCCAUCUCAUCUCCCCCUUCGUCGGACGCAGUCGAACUACACCCCCACGCCGUUCGUCUAACUCAUGCCCUGAGCAGGUUUAUGUAGGUAAAGAUUCACCAAUACCUUUUGGCAAAAGGGGGAUUACAACUUACUUAAUUGCAAAGUAGUGUUGAAUUUCUAGAAAAACUCUGAUUUAGGUCUUGGAAAAUGUCCAGUGGAGAGGUGAAGAAAGUCUCGCGUGAAGAUAUUCAGCUGGUUCAAAAUCUCAUAGAACGGUGCCUACAGCUUUACAUGAACCAGAAAGAAGUUGUGAGCACCCUCCUACACCAAGCCAAAAUUGAGCCAGGCUUUACUGAACUUGUGUGGCAAAAGCUUGAAGAAGAAAACCAGGAAUUCUUCAGGGCAUACCGGUUGAGGUUAAUAGUGAAGGAUCAAAUAUUGAGAUUCAAUGAGUUGCUUGAGAGGCAAGCUAAGCUAAUAAGUCAGAUGUGUCCAGCUGGAGUGAGUUCGAUUCCCCUGGUUAGCGGUGGAUCUCAAAUUCGUCAAUUGCAUGAUAACUCUACCUGCACAACAACUGAUAACAUUGGACCGGUCAUGAAGGCUGACACCAUGAGCCAAAAUAUGAAUGCCAGUUUACUUAAUGUAUACUCGAAUAGCGUGUCCUCCCUACAAACUCGUAUGGAAACUGCCCUUGAUAUGUCCACUCAUCAUCCACGGAGGAUUAAUGUCUUACCAAGCACCCUGCUGGCUCAGACUGCUAGUGGGGGGUUGAUGCAUGGGGGACAACUCAUCAAAUCAGAAGCAGCUGCUGCUCCUGCUUAUCGUCAUCCUGCCAAUCCUCAUUUUAUGUUUGGUAGUGACAACAAUGUUAUGGAAAGCCGUCCUGCCAUCACCGAUGCGUCCAUUUCAUCCUUCAGUAGUGUGGAAUCUAAUUCACAGAACCUGAAUGAGACUGUCUUGGAUGCCGCUGAUACAUCCUUUGGGUUCUUGGGGCAGAUUCCCCGCAACUUCAGUUUGUCUGAUUUGACAGCUGAUUUUGCUAACAGUUCAGAAGAUAUUUUAGAGACAUAUUCGAGAUCGCCUUUCCUAGCUUCAGACACAGAUAGCUUCCUGGAUCCUCAUUGUAUGAGAGAGCACCGAGGCCCAUUUGCUCCGUAGAUACAACCCCUGGAGGAGUGUCGUGUAAAUAAGGAAUGGGACAUGCGAAGCUUUGAGAAUGUGUAGGCUGGGUUGAUUUAUUGGUCGGUGUAACUCUUGUGGAUAAGAAAUAUUUAGUCAUUCUAAGGAAUGGGUGGGUAUAUGUGCAUUUGUUUUGUGCAAAUAGUUUUAUUACAGGAAAAUAAUCAGUAUGCUUUUAUGUGAAUGAAUGGCGGUGCUGAUAAUAUGAUGGAAUUGUGAAACGUUCAUACGACCUGCAGCUUUUUAGUUUUUACCACAAGCAGAAAUAGUGCUAAAUUUAUAGCUAAAUUGUGACCG
Cuscuta epithymum is the source of this 1555-nucleotide messenger RNA. Lineage: Eukaryota; Viridiplantae; Streptophyta; Magnoliopsida; Solanales; Convolvulaceae. The record is from the annotation of a GenBank genome assembly.